UCCAAAUUCCAACAGGCUGUCAGUGUCAAUUUAAGUAAAAAGUUCGCGACUGAAAAGUGCAUGUUAUAACACUAGUGUUAUGAAAUGAAAGAAAACUAAAUUCUUGUGUUCAAUACUUACUGAUUAUACAAUAAUGAAAAUAAAUUAUAUACCGUUUACAACUUUUCUUAACAAAUAAAUAAUGAAUACAACGAAUGUUUUUUUAAAGGAGAAAGCAUACUCUGGAGGUUUUCAUUGCAGCAAAGAUGCUCUUACGGAUAUGUUUGGAUGGUUCCUACAAGUACUCCUGGCUUGUUUAGCUUUCACUUGCUUAAUCGCUAAAAGAUUUUGUGAACCUCGUAAGGAAAGACGGUCGUGGUUAAUUUGGUUUUAUGAUACCUCCAAACAAGGAAUGGGCGCUAUGGCUAUCCAUCUAGCGAACGUAUGGCUUGCUGGUCAAUAUACUGGGGAUCCAUGCACAUGGUAUUUAAUAAAUUUCCUGUUGGAUUCCUCAUUAGGUUUAUUGAUAAUCUUUAUUGGUAUACGAUUAAGUCAGUACUUAGCUAGAACUAAGGGGUGGGAAGCUAUAAAUUUUGGUGAAUAUGGUAAACCGCCGUCUGCGAAUGCAUGGAUGGCUCAGUGUUGCCUCUAUGUUGGGUUGAUGGUAAUUGUAAAAGUUUCCAUAACAUUAUUCAUGCAGUUAGACUUUUGGGAAAAUGUAAAGGAUUUUAUUUUGUCCCCGAUUCCAAACGCUAAAGUCGAACUAGCUUUUGUAAUGCUCAUCAUUCCCUUCUUUGUAAAUAUGUUAAUGUUUUGGGUAACAGAUAACUUCUUAAUGUACAAAAAUCCAUCGAAACGAAGACGUGAUAGCACAGAGGAAAGUCUGUUGCAAAAAGCUAAAGUGAAAUACCGCUCUCUAAGAAGAAAGAAAAGAGAUUCAGAAAGUGAUAUACUGCUCUCGGCUGAUGAUGAGCUUUUGGACUCUGAAACGGUGCCAAUUGCAAGAGCAAUUAUUACUUAAGUUUGAGAUUCUUUGAUCUAUGCAGUCUUCAACCAUUCCUAUAUGUUUUGGGUCAGCUAUUUUAAACUACAUAUAAUUAAAAACAAUGUGAAGGCAUUAUCUCUUAUCAAAACGUUUAUGUAAUAUACUAAUGUAAUUAUAAAUAUUUAUCAGAUAAGAAUAACUCACUUUUUGUGAGGAAGUUGUGAUAUAUAUACUUAGUCAUAUAUGAUUUAAAUAAUUUAUUGCUGAAUUUUCAAAUAAUAUAAGCCUAUGUAUGAACGAAAAAUUGCAAACUCAAAAAAUAAAAUUUAUUUUUCCCAUAACUUUUAAAAUUAUGUUCAAUCAAAUUAUUUACUGUGUUCAGCUACACAAUUAAAAUAAUAAUACCUACACUUAAUUAUUAAUGAAACAUAAGUUACAAAAUGUAUAUUCCUUUCUAAUAUUUCGUAAUUUAGAUUAAGUACAUUGUUUCUUUUUGUACAUAUUUGAUUGGACAAAAAUGUAGUUUAAUUCUGCUUCAUUUACAUUUUCAUUAUGUAUUUCAUCACAAAAUGUUUUCUAACAAGUAUUUUUUUCCUGUGUGAAUGAGCAUAGAAAAAGACAUAUUUACAUUUAAACUUAGUAUGGCCAUCGAUGUAGAAAAUCUUCGAAGUUGUAAUAAUUAUUUGUAAAUAGUUAAAUGAGAAUGUAAAAUUAUUUAUAUAAAAUUCUUCUUAAUUACAUAUUUAAAAUAUGUUUCAAAUUUGAUUCAAUGCAACAUAUAAGCUUUGUACUUUGGUGCAGGGUAAUAUGGUACCAAAAUACUUGACAAAGUUAUAUUUUGUAAAAAAAAUAUAUAUUUUUGUUGUACUUUCUCUUUGCUUGAUUGUUAUAAGUAGGGUUCAUCUUUAAAUUAUUAUUUUUUUAAUAUCUACAGGGUGUGGCGUCUUUAGUGCAGAAAAAA
Messenger RNA from Anoplophora glabripennis (Asian longhorned beetle), 1925 nucleotides. RefSeq names its product store-operated calcium entry regulator STIMATE-like. The record is from RefSeq and is a predicted model, not a curated record. The transcript is spliced from 6 exons. Gene Ontology annotation, cellular component: membrane. Bases 182 to 1000 code for a protein of 272 amino acids. NCBI's taxonomy places the organism in Eukaryota, Metazoa, Arthropoda, Insecta, Coleoptera, Cerambycidae.